Molecule: messenger RNA, 4764 nt
Organism: Cutaneotrichosporon oleaginosum
Lineage: Eukaryota; Fungi; Basidiomycota; Tremellomycetes; Trichosporonales; Trichosporonaceae
Molecular function (GO): DNA binding
Source: RefSeq, a predicted model, not a curated record
AUGGCCCGCACAGCGAGGUCAUCUGCCGCGACGUCUGCCACGCCCUCCACUCCCGCCACCACGCCACCCGCUCCACGAUCGACGUCCACAGCCUCUGCUGGGGUCGCCGUCGGCGCUGCCGCUGGUCCCAGCGGAGCAGCAGUGACGUCGUCCACUCCCACCGUCGGCACAGCAGGGCCAUCGCGGCCAACUCGCACCUCAGCCCGGUCACGACGAUCUGUGGGAGGCGCAGUUCCGUCACCACCCUCGAGUGCCGGUCCUUUGACACCAGCAGAUCCAAAUCCGCCGUCGACACCUCUAGGCUCGGGAUCUGUCCCCAAGACCCUUGUCGCCCCCAAGGUUCAUGGUCUGCGCAACGCACACACUGCACGCGAACGUGUUCCAUGCCCCUUCCCGGCCGACUUUGGUGGACAACAGCAAUGCGGCGUGUCGGACGAGGACCUCGCUGACGACGUUCUCAUGGCUAUCUGUGGAGCCUGUGCAACACUUGGAAAUAUCGCGCUCUCACCCGACGAACUCGCGAACGUCGCGUUUGAAAACGGUUGGCUACGCCCGCCGUCAGUGGCGGUCGCCCCUGGAACGAUGAUCCAAGGCGCUAUCCGGACGCACCAGUCGCGAUGCUCCAAGGCAUCGCCCGCUCGCAAACCGCUGCUCGUCAAGUAUCAACUUUCGGGAUCGAUGGCCGAGGCCGUGCUCGAACCUGCCCUUCACCCCCAGGCAUUCCAAGGUCCCUCAAGACCAAAAGGUCCUGUCUGGUACCUGUCUUCUGAUGCGGGGCGAGUCAAGUGGCGCAACCCCUUCGCUGGCAUUGUUGUUCCCAAGGCUCCCGUUCGCAAGCCCGCAGCUCCUAGGCAACGCUCAAUCAAGCCGGCUCCGUCCAAGGAGUCUUCAAGCACUCCACGGGGUCGGCCCAAGAAGGAUCGCAGCGCUACUCCAUCUUCAUCGGCAGACACAUCAUCCUCGCAACCUCCUCCAAGGAUAAAGUUGCGCCUGUCAGCAGCAGGUGGUGAUGCUGCAUCGCAGCAAGGCGAGGAAAGUGAUGGUCCAUUCGCACCGAGCGUAAUGUCGCGAGACGUAUCCCGCAGCCAGACCGUCGACUCUUCCGCAAUCCCGUGUUCUACUCCACCCACAUCUCCGCCACCGCAGCGUCGUCGCCAACAGAAGAGCGUCUUCGACUCGUCAGAUUCCGAGUCGUCUUCUGAUGACGAGGCGGCACCGAAGGCUCGUCCAUCUCAGCGUCGCCUCGUUCUUCCCACCUUCCCUCCACUGGCUGCUGGCCAGCAGCGUUACGUGCAGCGGCCGCGCAUGUCGCCACUGGGAGAGUUGUUCUCACCCAUUCCAACCCCCUCACAACCGCUGCACCCUCUCCCUGCGCACUCGCCCUUCCCGUGUCAUUCUUUGGACAACACUGUCUGGGGUGCUAGAAGAAGCAUUGACGACGAACCAAUCGGCUUCGACACGAGCUCGAGCGAGGAUGAGGACAUGCGCGACCCUGAAUGGGGCACUGGAUCAGGCGUCAUUGUAAGGGCCGAGGACGAGGAGAUCGAUGCCGAGCUUCCAGAGGGAAUCAAGCUGCUCGAGGUUGAGGCAAAGGUUGCUGCCACCACAAGCGCCAUGUCCAAGCUGUUCUCGCUUGACGAGACGACCCCUCCUACCGCGAUUGUCUACAAUCAGCUCGACAACGUUCCCGCCUCCGACAUCUCUAGUCAGACCGACUCGUCUACUGUUACCGUCAAUCUCACUUUCCAAGGCAAGCUCAAGUCAGCAACCUGUGCAAAUGCUCUCCCUGCAUGGUCUACGUCUAGUCCUGUGCAUUCACCCAGCAUGGCCGGCCGCUCCUUGCCUGCGUUUGUCGAAACAUCCCCCACGUCGUUCUUCAGAACUGCAAGAGACUGGGAGAGCCGAACCAUGGCCAUGGACGUGGACAUGGAUCACAACGAGCCCUGGCUCGACGAGUCCGGCCAACUUCCUGUGCAUGCUGAAGAGACUUUCUCGGAUCUCGAAGUCGGCUCAACUGUCGGUGACAUCUCGACGCCUGAGCGAGAUCGCGCUCUGCAUACAGCUGAGUGGGCUCAGACGACGUCUGCCCUCAGUAUGAAUAUCAAGCAAGAGCCCGAGGAUUACUAUCCGUCUCCGGCCGCAACCUCAGAGCACUCGUCUAUUUUGUCCGAGCCAUCGCGCGAAUCAAGCGUGUCAACUGCGUCGUCUCCCCUGUCUGAGCUCCCUGAUCUCGAUUCGGACGACAACGACGACGACUACGGACAAGAAGUGCUGAUCGGUCCCGAGAGCGUGCACAUGGACGAGCUCGACAGCUGGCUCCCUGGAGCGUCAAAGUCGCACGCCACUCCCGGUCGCGGGCGAGGGCGCACUCGGCAAGAUCCUUCUCGUAGCAGCUGGGGUGGUAUCGGAGUAAACAAUCCGUUUGUUCCAUGCCCCACCACCGUCGGCAAGCUGGUUCCCCCACCGCUGGUGCGCAAGAGGAGCCAGCGUUCGAGCUCCCGAAGAAACCGAUCAACGCCUCGCAAGGCCGAACGCAUCACGCCGGCUCCGAGUCCAACCGAGGCCAUCGUAGUCAACGUGAGCCCGAAGGCCGCUCCUACCGAGGUACAGGAGUCGUCUUCUGGGGAAGAUAUGGAGCUUGAGGAGGCGAUCGGUACAGCUGAGCUGGAGAAGGCGGCCGCCGAGGCCCUCGCAAGAGAAGAGGAGUUGAGACGCGCUCGCAAACAGCGCGAGUGGGACGAGUGUUUGCGCACCUUCGCAAAUGCAUGCCCGACAGCGUCGCCAUCAACCGACUCGGGCAACACUUCGCCAGGCGAGGCAACGCCCUCAAUUAGCUCGAGCGCGGGUCCCAGCUCGCAGCCGACGCCGUGGCCCGAGAUGUCUCCGCACUGGGGCUCGACCGACGAUAUCAACAGCAUGGUUCCUCAUCCAACCACCUUGUCGCCGCUCGCGCUGCAGAUGACCCCGAUCGUGCCACCAGCAGACAUUGCAAUGAUGGCGAUGCUCUCCAAGACGGACCCUGACGCGAUGGCUAUCGAUUUGUCGGCAGAGGACCUGGAGGAGCUCGCCGCCCAGCUGCCGCCCGCCGGUCCUCCGCCGCUGCCUGCUGCGCCUACCCCUGUGGGCGCUCCUCAGCCGCUGGCGAAGGAUCAACGCUCGCCACCUAAGAAGGUCCUGAACAUUGCGCCCAGACCUCCUGGCAUACCUGGUGCACUGAAGCCUCUCAAGCCCAAGCCCACGUUGGACGUGGAGAAGGAGAGGACGGACAAGACGGAGAAGGCGGAGAAGGCGCCCGAGAAGCCCAAGCCAGUGAAGCAGAAGUCGGGGUCCGUACCGAAGUCGACACCUGUUGCGGCAGCACCUGCACCUGCACCAACCGUAGUUCCCGCACCGGUCCUGGCCCCUGCGCCUACCUCUGCGGCCGCGCCUCUGACUUCUCCUGUCGUUCAAGACAAGCCUCCUGCAAACCCCUCCCCUGCCUCAACUCACGCAACUGUCCCUCAGCCCGCUCCAGCCCCAGCGGCGGCUCCUGCGCCAUUGCAGGCCCCGACCCCAGUUCCGACGCACAUCACCCAGGCAACCCCUCCUGUACAGGCAGUUGCAAAACCCGCGCCCGCUGUGGUAACUGUGCCUUCCCCGGCGCCCUCCCCCGCGGUUGCUCCGAGUCCGGCUCCGCCUCAGCCCAUGCCACAAGGCCCCUCGCAAGCACCAUCGCAAGCACCGUCGCAAGGCCCGUCCCCGGCCCCGACACGCACCGUCUCUCCUGUCGCCCGGACGACUACUGCUUCACCGACAGGAUCUGCAGUCUCAGCCUCCACGUCCGUUUCCACCCCAAGUUCGACAAGCUCCACGCAGAGCCGACCUGGUGGGACUACCAAGCGGCUGCUACCGGGAAUCGACGCAUGCGUCGUUGACAAUCUCCCCUGCUACUCGCAUAUCUGGGACAACCCCAAGGGUGGACGCUGCACCGUUCUACGUCGCCUCGACACCGACUUUGUCAACGGCACCGCUCUGUUGACAGCGCUCGGUGUGGGACCGACGAGAAUCCCUGAGUUUCUCAAUGCGCCCUCGAUCACGCUGGCAUCGCACCGUACUGUGCCGCUGAUCUCCCCGCAGGGGAUGCACCAUGCGCCCGGUGUGCCGGGUGUGUGGAUUCCGCUUGUCGAGGCCCGCGCCCUUGCGGCCAAGCUCGGUUUGCAGGAGGCGACCCUGCUCGCCAACAUCCUGCGUGAAGAUCUGUUCCAGCUCUUCAAGCAGCUGGCAGGCAUAUCGCUGCGCCACACUUCGUCGACCGAGAGCUUCGGCAUGCCGUUUGUCACCCAGCCCCACGGUCAACGUGGCAAGCCACAGCCUCGUCCACCACACGCACAGUCGCAACCCGCCCGGCCUGGCGUCCAAGCCAGCGCCAAGCCACCUCUCGUCCGCCAGCCGACUCAACAGCCGGAUGGAUGCCCGCAGCCCAAGCGCCGCCGCUCAACAGUCGUUGUCUCAGGCGCAACGGGUCCGCAGGUGAUGCAGCAGGCUGCUGCUCCGCAAGCGCAGCAGAUCAAAGCUCAAGGCCCAGCACAAGCGCAACCUCCGAAACCAGCUCAGCCUUCUGUACCUUCCUCGGCCGCCGGUACCCCUGCGCGAAAGGCAUCAGCGCAGACGCCCAAGGCCACCCCCACUCUCCCCCAUCCGCCCAUGACCCGAGCCCAGCAAGCCAAGAUAGCGCCCGCGCCGCUGGCGCGCCGCACUCGCGCUGCUCUUUCGGGAACCAAGUAG